UUCUUCAACCACAGCCAAUCACCUUCUUCUCACUGCCGGUCACUCCAGCCUUCCCUGCUCCUCUUCUUCCUCCUCAGCCAGACACUUCUAGUUGUUCUCCGUUUCACCGUUCUCACUCCCUGUUGAGAUGGUGAACAAGAAGGAGAGACGGUGAGAGCGCCGGCCCAGACUCAAAGAGAAAAGAUCACCGCCAGCUCUGCGUCUUCUCCUACGAUGAGUAUGAGUCGAAUCCGAUUAGAUCCAUCGGCAAAGUGGGAGAACCGGGAGCAUGGGAGAGAGAAUGAUGUUGGGAAGAAUGGUGGAGGUUCUUCACCAGGGGCACGAUUUUUGUUACAAGAAAUCAGAGGAUAUGGACAAGGAGGCACUUGUUCAAUUGAAUUUUUUGGGGGGGGCAGCUGCCCCCCCUUGUCCUACGUUGGCUCCGUCCCUGGGGAAGAGAAUGGCAUCAUCCAAUCAUAUGGUGGUACUUUGUUUUCUUAACCUGUUAUACAUUAUCAUGUUCUGUGGAUACUUUUAUAUGGGAAAUGUGUUUUAUUGUUAUUUCUUUGGUUAAUUUCUGCCAUUGGGUGGUUGUGUAUCAUACUAUCUUCUAUGGUCAAACAACCUUCAUAUGGUUUAUUGUUACUUCUAUUGUGUUUUGAUUCACGACUGCAUGAAGUUUUUU
Messenger RNA from Rubroshorea leprosula, 664 nucleotides. The record is from the annotation of a GenBank genome assembly. NCBI's taxonomy places the organism in Eukaryota, Viridiplantae, Streptophyta, Magnoliopsida, Malvales, Dipterocarpaceae.